AAACUUAUUAAAUAGAUCUGAUAAUGGAAACAAGAGGUGAAACAAGAGGUGAGCGGCUGAAACGGAUAAUGGCGGAGAGGUCGCAGGCAACGGCGGUAGAGCAAAGUACAGCCACAGGGCAAAGCUCGAGCGAAACAAGAGAUAUUCAACAAGUGCCCGCCAACGAUUCUCCUCAGCAGCUAGAAAGGGUUGCUCAUGUUGUCUCUACAAGCACUCCUUCAGCAAUGGGUCAACGGGAACGUUUGCAGCGAAUUUUGGAGGCUAGGCUAGCUGGCGAGGGAGCUUCAUCUGGGGUUGACUCUCAAUCCAAUUUGUCCGGACCAUCAAAUGCUCCGAGAUUGCGUGCAGUACCCGAGACAUUGACAUCGCGUGCAGUACUCGAACCAGAGUCAAGUCGGGGCGGAAUCAGUGGCCGGAAACACCCAAGAAGUGGACCAGUCGGAGGGACUAGCACUGGAACUGGAAGCCAAUCGAACAGCGGCAGUGGUCCAGUCAACACUCGGCCGUCAGCUGAGUCAGAAAUAGGUACCCGCAGUAGAGUCCCCAACACAUCACAUUCACCCGGUUCAUCCGGAUCACCAGUUCCAGAACUAACAGAGGGAAUGUCCUCUAUUUCCAUCAUUGACCCCUCGGAGAAGAUGGGAAGGGCUGGAAGGAAGCAGAAUGUGCUGGUGAACUACAUAAAGAUUGACACGCACGCGAAUUCUUUUUUCCAGUACUCUGUCGAGUUCAGACCGAACAUUGACAACGUCAAUCUGAGAAAGCGAGCUGUGAGAUCACAGGAAGAACUACGCUACGCCAACUUCGACGGCAACACAACCCUAUUCUCAAUCAGAAGUAUAGCCAGAUCCGACUACACCUUCACGACACCGAGGGAUAACGAGACGGUAGAAAUUCGACUGAAUGUAGUGCGACAAAUAGGACCAGGGAGCAGACAGAGUUGCGUCAUGCUCAAUAUGAUGUUCAACAAAUUGAUGAGGAUAUUGAACUAUAAAGUGGAGAAGAAGGCUGCUUAUUUGACUUCUAACCCAAUUGUUCUCCACCAGCACAAGAUGGAGAUAUGGCCCGGCUAUGUGAAUACAGUGUCCCAAGUGGACGGGGGUCUGCUGCUUCAAUGUGACGUCUCACAUCGAGUUGUUAGAACGCAGAAUGUCUACGAUCUCAUGUCUGAGAUUUCACAGACGGUGAGACCUGAAAAUUUCCGGGAAAGGGUCGCAAAGGAACUUUGCAGUCAGGUCAUCCUCACGAGGUAUAACAAGAAAACUUACCGAGUAGAUGACAUUGAUUGGGGAAUGAAUCCAUCGAAGACGUUUAAGAAAUCAGACGGGACAGAGAUGUCUUUUUUGCAAUACUAUGAGGAGAACUAUGAUGUGCAGAUAGCUGAUCCCCACCAGCCUCUCCUCAUGAGUAUCAUGAAGAAUAAAAGAAAUCCAGAGAUGCCACCACAAACUAUAUACCUCGUACCAGAACUGUGCUUCUUGACCGGUCUCAGCGACAAAACGCGCGACAACUUUCAGGUUAUGAAAGAGAUCUCGGAACACACGAAACCCAACCCAGUGAACAGAGUGGAUGCACUGAGGAAAUUCGUCCAGAGCAUCUAUGAUGAUCCGAAUGCGAGGCUGGAAAUGCACAAUUGGGGAGUGGAUUUGGCCAGAGAUCCACUGUCGAUGGAAGCUCGAAAUAUAGUUGAAGGUAACUUUGUCCACUUCGCCAACCAAAGAAGACCAAUCAACGCUGAGGUCGACUUUGGCAGGGAUCUUGAUAGAAACCAGUGCAUGGGAGGAGGCGUUUUGCACACAUGGAUAGUGUGCUAUCCCAAGAAGGAGUACAACAGGGCCAAGGAGCUGUUCGGACAGUUGUCGCAGUGUAUGCGCAAUGUGGGAGUUGAAGUGGCAAACCCGGACACUCUUGAGCUAGAUAGGGACAGGGCAGAGGACUAUGUAGCCCAACUUAGAGCCAGGAUGAAACGUGAAACACAGCUAGUCAUGACUGUGUUCAGUACCCAGAGAGAUGACACAUACAAUGCUGUGAAGAAGCUGACCUGCAGUGAGAAGCCGGUGGCGUCCCAGUGUGUGUUGUCGAGGACACUGGGCAAACCACAGAAGCUGAAGAGGAUAGCGCUCAAUAUUGGACUGCAGAUGGUGGCUAAAUUGGGGGGCCAGCUGUGGGAAGUGAAUAUCCCGCCAAAACUACACCGAGCGAUGUUCAUCGGCAUUGACGUAUACCACCAGAAGGCAGGAAAGACAAACAGCGUGGUUGGAUUUGUAGCCACAAGGAACCCAGGAGCCUCGAAAUACUUCUCCCAGACAUUUGACCAGGGCCAGAGAGAGGAAAUAAUGACCAAUAAUUUGAGACAGGCCACAAUAUCUGCUAUCCAAAAGUUCAAAGAAGAGAGUAAAUUUUUGCCCGACUCCAUAGUCGUGUUUCGGGAUGGUGUGGGGGACCACCAAAUGGACAUCGUAAAGGACACAGAAAUUGCAUUGAUGAAACGAGCCUUCUCUGAUAUUUCACCCGAGUACAGUCCUCAUUUUUGCGUCGUAGUUGUCCAGAAGAGAAUAUCUGCGAGGAUUUUUGCAGUAGACAGAAGCGGAAAUAUUGGCAAUGCUCCUCCAGGCACUGUGAUUGACCAUACAAUCACAAAACGGGGCACCCGAGAUUUCUAUCUAGUAUCUCAACAUGUGAGGCAGGGAACCGUUACGCCUACUAGAUAUGUGGUGCUGGAGAACACGCCAGGAGGCGCCAAGGAGCAAGUGUCGUUGGAUAUUGAUACGAUACAGAGUCUGGCCUUCAAGCUGACCUUCCUGUACUAUAACUGGCCCGGAAGUGUCCGAGUUCCAGCUCCAUGCCAGUACGCGCACAAACUGGCUCAACUGGUAGGCAUGAAUAUAGGCAAAUCGGCCCACCAGCAGCUAGAAGAUAAACUCUUUUAUCUAUAAAUGAAAAUGGUCAAAGCCAAGAGAUAAAGUCAAAUACAGAUUCGACAUUUAAAAAAAAAACUUGAGUCAAGUUGACAUGAAACAAAAAUUCAAUAAACUUAUUUAUAACUGCAGUUAUUGUGUUAUUGAUUUAGAUGGAUAAUGUUCAACCCGCAAAUUUAGAAAACUAGAAAUUAGAAAUUCGUUCUAAGAUUUCAAGAGCAAAUUUUAUCAAAAUGCCAACAAAAUAUUUGACCUUCAUUCAAAGCCUACCAUGAAUUUUAUCUAUACUCUUAUUCGCUUACUACUAGAAGCGCCAAAAUUGUGAACUAGAUAUAGUUGUAUUUGUAAUAUUUGAAUGGUAUUCAUGCUCUUCCUCUCAACGCUUAGUUUUUUAUAGAUUUGGGUGAGUUUUAAAAAUGAGUUGUAAAAAUGGAAAAUCAAAAGUUGAAAAAUGGGGUACAUCACAUUAAAUGGUGUUGUAGAAAUUGUGAACUGGUUCACUUCGCCAGUUUGUGGACGCACACUGGGAGGCGUACAUGCUAUACUCGUAAUCCUUAAGCACACUUUCAACAUUUGAUUCUAUACGGGCCUGAACAUUAUGCUUUCAUAAAAUUUGUCAGUUUCAAUGUUCUUAUCGGUAUAAAUGUACCCUGAAUUUUUAGAUUUUAUACGUCUGUUUGUUUUAUUCGUUGUGUAUUUAU
Molecule: messenger RNA, 3619 nt
Organism: Symsagittifera roscoffensis
Lineage: Eukaryota; Metazoa; Xenacoelomorpha; Acoela; Convolutidae
Product: piwi-like protein 1
Exons: 18
Coding region: 24-2936 (970 amino acids)
Biological process (GO): regulatory ncRNA-mediated gene silencing
Cellular component (GO): P granule
Molecular function (GO): protein binding; RNA endonuclease activity; piRNA binding
Source: RefSeq, a predicted model, not a curated record